Messenger RNA from Jaculus jaculus (lesser Egyptian jerboa), 2402 nucleotides. RefSeq names its product surfeit 6 (gene Surf6). Gene Ontology annotation, cellular component: nucleolus. Gene Ontology annotation, molecular function: RNA binding; DNA binding. Gene Ontology annotation, biological process: ribosomal large subunit biogenesis; ribosomal small subunit biogenesis. NCBI's taxonomy places the organism in Eukaryota, Metazoa, Chordata, Mammalia, Rodentia, Dipodidae. The transcript has 5 exons. Bases 80 to 1129 code for a protein of 349 amino acids. The record is from RefSeq and is a predicted model, not a curated record.
CGGCGCUGCCAGGCCCGGUUCAUCGAACGCGGCCGCGGGGACUCGCUCGCGUGUGCGGCGCGGGUCCUCGUUGUCAGCCAUGGCCUCCCUGCUCGCCAAGGACACCUACCUGCAGGAUCUGGCCAGGAAGAUCUGCGCCCAGCCCAGCCCCGAGCUGCCAAGGCGCCAGCGGGCUGGUAAAACACAAGGCUCAGAAACUGUGGGUCCCCCAAAAAAGAAAAGGAAAAAAACACAAAAGAAAUUCCAGGAGAAACAACAGAAGGCUGCAGAGCACAAGGCAAAAUCCCUGGGGAAGAAGUCUCCAGCUGCUUCUGGGGCCAAGAAGACACCAGCAGCCAAAGCAGAGAACCCCAGUCCCCCAGGAUCCCCUGCAGAUGUCCAGGCCACAGAGCCUGACUCUGUCUUUGCGUUGGAUGUCCUACGACAGCGGCUGCACGAGAAGAUCCAGCAGGCUCGUGGCCAGGGCAGCACCAAGGAGCUGUCUGCUGCCACGCUGGAGAAAAGGCAGCGGAGAAAGCAGGAGCGGGAGCGAAGGAAGCGGAAGCGGAAGGAGCUGCGAGCCAAGGAGAAGGCUGCGAAGGCCGAGAAGGAGGAGCAGGCAGCGGAGGAGGCUCCCCCCGAAGUGACCGGCAAGAAGCCGCAGGAGCCGGGGCUGAUCUUCAGUAAGGUGGAGGUGACCGAGGAGCCGGCCAGCAAGGCGGAGCGCAGGAAGGUGAAGGGGAACCUGACCCCGCUCACGGGCAGGAACUACCGGCAGCUGCUGGAGCGCCUGCGCGCGCGGCAGGACCGGCUGGAGGAGCUGCGCGAGCAGGACGCCGGCAAGGCCCGGGAGCUGGAGGCCAAGAUGAAGUGGACCAAUUUGCUGUACAAGGCCGAGGGUGUGAAGAUCCGCGACGACGAGCGCCUGCUGCAGGAGGCCCUCAAGCGCAAGGAGAAGCGGAGGGCGCAGCGGCAGCGCCAGUGGGAGAAGCGCUCAGCGCACGUGGUGGAGAAGAUGCAGCAGCGGCAGGACAAGCGGCGCCAGAACCUGCGCAAGAAGAGCGCGGCCCGGGCCGAGCGGCGCCUGCAGAAGGCCCGCAAGAAGGGCCGGAUCCUGCCCCAGGACCUGGAGCGGGCCGGCCUCUCCUGAGCGGCCAAGCCCCAGGCCCCGGGGCAGGUGCUUUCCCUGCCCGCCUGGACUUGAGGACACUCCGGGUGGUAGGUGAUUGUGGUGCAGGUCCACUGUGCUGAUCUUGGGUCCCCCACGUGAGGUGAACAGAAUCCUUGUACCCCACAGCUACUGUGAGGGCUCAGGUCAUGUGCUAAAAAGAAUGUUUCAACACUGCCCUUAAGAAACAGGGCCAUCACUGAGAGUUCAUUUAGCUUUCCAGUUUAUCAUGAAAUCCCUGUCCAGCCAACCUUGAUAGUGAGCCGUAUGUAGACGUAGUGUCAGAACAUCUUCAGAAAUCCAGAGAGCACAGAUUGAUGUCCUUGGUGUCACUUAGGUUUGCAGUUACUAAAACUGGAGAAAAUUCCACUGUUGAGCAUUGUUUAGGUUUUCUAACACAAGUCCAGACCAGCAAAUCAAAUGGUGCUUCCUAGUGAAAAGAUUAAGAGCUGUUCAUCUCGCACAUGGGUUUCCCUCAUAUAAACAUCUCCUGGCAAGGAUGAGUGCAAUGGACAGUGACAGCAGCAACAAAAGUCUAGCAAUGAAGGGUGCUGGUUGUUCUCACUAGGGUCGGGAGAAGAGAGUACAUAUUCGUAAAGAACAAAGUUUUCUUUCUAAGGUUUUUCAUUUGUGGCAAAAUUGGAAUCUGCUGCAUUGUGAAGUUAUAAACUACAAUGUUUUUUGUUUUUUUUUCCUAAAAGUGAGGUUCACAAGGCAGUCAGAUAAACUUUAUUUCUUAAAUAUUUUUGGUGUUUUUUUUUUUCCUUUUUAAAAUUGAUGUAUUUAUAAGUCCUCAGUUAGACAGUAGCACACAUGUACACCGCUAAAAAUGGUGUUUGUCAGAAUCUAGUUAAAGAUGAGCAACAAAGCACUGCGGGCUGUGCAGUGACCUGGUGCUCACCAAGCCCGUGCUCCUGCUCACUCUAAUUCAAACAGUUCUGCGUUGUACUGAACAGAGACAUUGUUGCCGUUUCAAACAUUUACCUUUGUUUAACACGUGCCUCCUCCCCCUUGUAACUAGUUGUCAUUGAAAAUAUUUAAAAUUUUGCAAUUAAUUUGACAAACAUGGAUCAGUGUCAGUACAUGUCAUAUUUUUGGACUCUGAUUCACUAAUAACAUAUGUGAGUAAUUGAACAGUUUUGACAUAUGUCUAAAAAUGGUUUUAUGUUGUGACUUGUUAGACUUUUUCACCCUUUUCCCUUAAGAUUGCAAAUUAAACUUUUAAAUUCAAGUGCCAUUUUUUUUUCUUUUUCUU